Messenger RNA from Phytophthora sojae, 543 nucleotides. RefSeq lists its product as hypothetical. The coding region runs from base 1 to 543 and encodes 180 amino acids. Lineage: Eukaryota; Oomycota; Peronosporomycetes; Peronosporales; Peronosporaceae. The transcript is spliced from 4 exons. The record is from RefSeq and is a predicted model, not a curated record.
AUGAGCAGAGUGAUUGUCCGUCGCCUUGGCGGCGUGCGCCGCGCGUCCUCCGCCUACGUGCGGCCCAACUGGCUGGAGGAGAACUGCGGCGACGUUCCUGUCCACCCGCAGGCGCAGGACUCGGAGGUCAGCGAGAUGCUGCGCGGCGGCCACGCGCUGCAGAUCGCCAGCGCCAAGAUGCUGGACGCCAAGGUGGCCGGUGCCGAGCGCGUUGUAAAGACCUACUCCGCGGGUCACUACGAGAAGCUCAAGGAGCUGCAAAACAUUGAGCACAAGGCGGUGCAGCGCAUUGAGGAUGCUGUCCGCGCCAAGGACUUCAGGUUCCGACCGAGUCUGGUGAUCCCAGCAGUCGAGCUUAGCAGCCUCGUUGUUGGUGGAGCACUGAGCGCGGUGGGGGAUACAGUGAGCACGUCGUACGUGACGGGCGUGAAGAUGGCUGUGAGCGACUACUACAACGACCAGAUCCGAGAGAUCUACGCCAGCAAACCCGACCAGGUCGAGCUGAAGGAGGUACGGUGCUUGCCGAUGGCCAGUGAGGAUUGA